Messenger RNA from Zophobas morio, 1020 nucleotides. RefSeq lists its product as uncharacterized. NCBI's taxonomy places the organism in Eukaryota, Metazoa, Arthropoda, Insecta, Coleoptera, Tenebrionidae. Gene Ontology annotation, molecular function: ubiquitin conjugating enzyme activity. Gene Ontology annotation, biological process: protein polyubiquitination; ubiquitin-dependent protein catabolic process. Bases 333 to 1007 code for a protein of 224 amino acids. The record is from RefSeq and is a predicted model, not a curated record. The transcript has 6 exons.
CUUGCCGCUCGUACAGUAACAAACCUAUUUUUAUGCAUAGCCUUAAAUUUGUGCAAGUAAGUCCUAUAUAUUGCAAGACUGCGAAGGAAACCUUAACACCCUCAAUACUACCUUAACGACUGCUGGAAUUCACUUUCUGCUGCUCCGAGGUUUGCUGCGUAAUAAACCAGAGGGACUCCACGCCAGUACAAGUUCAGUUGGUAAACUAGCUAAGUAUAGAGCUUUUUUCUGGGGAAGAAAUAAAAUUGUCUCUUGAAGGCUUAAAAAACAUAUAUUUUCCUUUCUAUAAAUAUUGACAAUUUAGUAGUAUUUAAAAAGUUUACAUAAAAGUUAUGGCUAUACAACAACUUACAAAAGAGUUUAAAGAGUUGAAAAUUAAUCCACCAGAAGGAUUUAACGUCGAGCUAGUAGAUGACGAUGUUUUUGUUUGGGAAGUUGGAAUAUUUGGGACACCUGAGACGAUCUAUGAAGGUGCUUACUUAAAGGCUAUCUUGCAUUUCCCAAGUAACUAUCCUUUUUCUCCAUUUAAAAUGACGUUUAUUACCGAGAUGUGGCAUCCAAACGUCUUUGAAGAUGGAAAAGUCUGUAUUUCAAUACUUCAUCCACCUGGCGAAGACCCUUUAAACACAUUUGAGCGACCAGAAGAAAGAUGGAGCCCGGCUCAGACGGUGUCAAAUGUGGUUAUGAGUGUUGUCUCGAUGCUUAACGAGCCUGAAACACGUUCACCAGCCAAUAUAGCUGCUUCUGUGAUGUAUCAGAGGAACAAAGAAGAAUAUAAUAAGAAGGUGCGAGAACUUGUUCAGCGGAGCCGAGAGGCAGCCCUCAGUGAAAACAUUGAAAUACCCACGACAGUGGAAGCAUACACAGCGCGCUCUGUAAGGGCUAGACAAAAGUCUCAACUUUUGCACGCCCGUAUGCAUGAAGAAGACGACUUCUUUAGCUUUUCAGAGACUGGAGAUAGCACGAGUAGUGAAUGCGGAUAUUCUGAAGAAGGCAGCAUAUACUAACUUGGACAUUUAA